Messenger RNA from Cuscuta europaea, 688 nucleotides. Lineage: Eukaryota; Viridiplantae; Streptophyta; Magnoliopsida; Solanales; Convolvulaceae. The record is from the annotation of a GenBank genome assembly.
GAAUUAUUGUUUGUUGGAAGUUGAAAAACUUCUACAACAUCGUGGAAAGUCUCUAUUCUACUAUGACGGAAUGCCUCGAGUGACGGAUCUUGACAUUCCCUCUCUGGAUGAUGUUUUGAUACACGAGGAAUUGAGAUAUGACAGACUUGCUUUGGCGGAGGAACAUGGUAAAUUAAUUUCCGCCUUGACGGAGGAUCAAAGGCGUGUUUAUGAGACAAUAGUGAGUUCUGUAGAGGCCAACCGUGGCGGUGUGUUCUUCUUAUAUGGGCACGGCGGUACAGGGAAAACAUAUCUGUGGAAGACCUUAUCAGCAUAUAUAAGGCAUCAAGGAAAUAUUGUGUUGAACGUAGCUUCAAGUGCGAUCGCAUCAUUGCUCCUUCCAGGUGGAAGAACGGCACAUUCCAGGUUUAAAAUCCCACUCACAGCAGCAGAAGAUUCAACUUGCAACAUAAAGCCAGGAAGUGCACUUGCGAAGCUAAUUCAAAUGACGAAAUUGAUUAUUUGGGACGAGGCACCCAUGAUUAAUAAGUACUGCUAUGAAGCUCUUGAUCGAACCAUGCGGGAUAUUCUUCGACAUUCAUACGGUUGUGAUGGGAGCAAACCUUUUGGUGGAAAGACAAUUGUCUUUGGCGGAGACUUUAGACAGAUUUUACCGGUAAUUCCAAAGGGUAGCAGGCAAGAAAUUGUG